UAUGUUUAUUUUUCGGUUUGUUAUAUUAUGAGAGAAAAACAUUCAGAAACUAAUUUAUGAAACAAAUAAAAUGCCAGUCGAUAUAAAAGAACUUACAGAAGGUUGGCUUGAGCUUGAAAGUGACCCUGGGCUAUUUACUUUGCUUCUAGAAGACUUUGGUGUUAAAGGAGUUCAAGUUGAAGAAAUAUACGAUCUUAAUAAACCACUAGAUAGCCCUGUUUAUGGUUUUAUUUUUUUAUUUAGAUGGGUUGAAGAAAGAAGAUCACGCAGGAAGGUAGUAGAACAAAAUGAAACAUUUGUUAAAGAUGAAGAUAUUGUCAAUAACAUAUUUUUUGCUCAACAAAUGGUACCCAAUAGUUGUGCAACUCAUGCACUUAUAUCAAUAUUAUUAAAUUGUCCUACAAUACAUCUAGGAGAAACAUUGGCAAGAUUAAAAGCUCAUACACAAGGUAUGAGCCCUGAUAAUAAGGGUUGGGCUAUAGGUAAUACACCAGAAUUGGCAUGUGCUCAUAAUUCCCAUGCUAUGCCACAAGCUAAAAGAAGAUUGGAGAAAGGAAGUGGAGUAUCUACUGGACGUUUUACAGGAGAAGCAUUUCACUUUGUUAGUUUUGUGCCCAUUGGUGGUAGACUUUUUGAAUUAGAUGGACUGAAACCAUUUCCAAUAGAUCAUGGUCCCUGCAAUGAUAUGGAAUGGACAGAUAAGUUUCGUUGUGUGAUUACUGAUAGACUUGGAAUUACAGCUGAUGAGUAUAAUGAAAUAAGGUUUAAUUUAAUGGCAGUAGUACCUGAUAGAAGACUGGCAAUCCAACAUAAACUAAAAAUGUUAAGAACAAAUAAACAAAUUGUUCUAGAUGCUUUGCAACAUUUAGUUAAAAUUAAAGAUAAAGGAGGUGGAGUACUGAAACCUGAGAGUCACAAUGAUGCUGGGAAGGGUAGUUCUGUCAAUAAUAUUGAGGAGGUAGAGACCAAUAAAGACGAAACGUCAGAUGAGUCAAAAUUAAUCAAACCUGAAGUACCACCAUCUGCAAGUAAAGUAACUCUGUGCCCAUUAGAUUAUGCAACACCUUUAACAAUUCAGACUUCUCCUGCUCCUAGUACUUCUGGAACCGAUACACCUUCAGAUUUGGGUUCAGCUUUUAAUUCACCAACACAGUCUUGGAACUGGGCAAAUUCUUCAGCUGGACAAAAUAGUCCUACCUCUAAAGAUUUGAAAAGGUUUGUGGUACUUAGGAUGGCCGAACAAGAGGACAAAGAGAGAGCUGCAACUUGUUUAAAUUCCGAAAACCUAGAACGAAAAUCUAGUGGAGGCCAUGCUAGAGUACACACUAGUGAUGGAGAUCCCGUUAUAGCUGAAAAGAAAAAUCAAGAGUUACUGGAACCCCAUACAUUUGCCCCGAAGGACUUAUUAGCUUUACUGAGAAAUUUAGAAAACGAAAUUUGUGUGUGUGAAGUUAGUCUCAAAGAUGAAAAUGACAAGCAGAAUAAAUAUAAGGUGGACGACAGCAGAAGGACUCACAAUUAUGAUGAAUUUAUUUGUACAUUCCUCUCAAUGUUAGCAGAACAAGGAAAAUUAGCAGACUUAGUGGAACAAAAUUUGGUAGUUCCAAAACGACCUAAUAAUUCUACACCAGUACCCAAGCCUACGAAAAAAAAGAAAGAUGGUGGAAAAAGAAAAAAGAAAGGUGCUACAUACAAUAAAUUGUACAAAAUAACCGAAAAAAAAGCCUGUAAUAACUAG
Messenger RNA from Psylliodes chrysocephalus, 1738 nucleotides. The record is from the annotation of a GenBank genome assembly. Lineage: Eukaryota; Metazoa; Arthropoda; Insecta; Coleoptera; Chrysomelidae.